Molecule: messenger RNA, 722 nt
Organism: Jatropha curcas
Lineage: Eukaryota; Viridiplantae; Streptophyta; Magnoliopsida; Malpighiales; Euphorbiaceae
Product: dirigent protein 23
Source: RefSeq, a predicted model, not a curated record
AAAUCCACCUAUUUAUGCAAGUAUCUCUUCCAUCUCUUGUCCAUUCCUCUUCCUUUCAUUAACAACAUCUUCCAUUGCUGGACCACAAAUACAAGAACAUGGCAAAGUCUUGUCUAGUCCUGCUCAUCAUUUCCCUUAUGGCAUCCAUGCAAUGGGUGCAAAGCUUCCGUUUGGAGAACAUGCCAAAAAGACUCAAACCAAAAAAAGAGACAGUAACCAAUCUCCAAUUCUACUUCCAUGACACUGUCAGCGGCAAAAACCCUAGCGCCAUUAAAGUAGCUCAGUCUGCUUAUACUGAAAAAUCCCCAACCCUUUUUGGUACUAUAAUGAUGGCGGAUGAUCCAUUGACAGAAGGGCCCGACCCGAAAUCCAAGUUGGUGGGUCGAGCACAAGGACUCUACGGUUCAGCUGGUCAGGAUGAACUGUGCCUUAUAAUGGCUAUGAAUUUCGCAUUCACAAAUGGUAUGUCUAAUGGUAGCUCUCUUAGUGUUCUUGGGAAGAACUCGGCUCUGAGUCCCGUGCGUGAGUUGCCGAUCGUCGGUGGGACUGGAGUUUUCCGGUUGGCUCGUGGUUAUGCGGUUGCUAAGACACAUUGGUUUGAUAUUACUACUGGUGAUGCUAUUGUUGGCUAUAAUAUUACUGUAAUGCACUAGAUCUUUUUUUCCAUAUAUUUAUAUAUUGUUUCUAAUAAUAAUAUAAUUAUUAUUUACCUUUUGACUAGA